AUGGAGAUGCCGUACGGGCUGCCGCCAGGCUUCGAAUUCCCGCCUGGCGCGCUCGCGCCCUCGCCAGCCGCGAGCAAUCCUUCUCUGAUGCAGAUGCCGCCCUCCUUUGCGCAGCAGGACGGGCAUCCGCCGCACUUUGCUUUCUCUGGAUACCCACCCCUCCACCUGGCGGCUGCUGGGGCAGGCAUGCCGCUGCCGGUCGCCGGCAGGCCGGUGGGUGUCGCAGCCGCGCAUCCGCUGGCGGCAGCCGGCGCAGUGCCAGAGGCAGAAGCCGCCGCCUCGAAACAACAAAACGCUCACCACAGCACAGCUGCCGGCGGCAGACCGCACGAGGACCGCGACAGCAGAGACGGCGGGCGGCACGAAGGCCGAGGGGGUGGCGGCAGAAGAGAGGAGCGAGAGAGGCCGCUGGGGCCGGAAGGCGCGCGGAAUCUGUACAUCCACAACGUCCCGCGGGAUGCUUCUGAGGACGACGUGCGACAGUUCUUCUCAAAGUGCGGAGAAGUCGAAAACGUCUUCUUGAGAGUCAACCAAAAAAUCGGGCCAAACGCUGUCUACGCCUUCGUCCUGUACAGACACCCCGAAGACGCGCGGAGGUGCUUCGAUACCAUGAACGGCGCUCAGUUCGGCGGUCGCUGCAUCCGCGUAGAGUAUCAGAGAGGGCGGCGAGGAGGCGCGGGGGCGGGGCAAGACGGUCACCACGCGGGAAGCAAAGACAACGACGCGGGCAACUCGAGCGCGGGCAGGAACGAUCACGACUACCAUCGGUCCUCUGAGUAUGCCUCGCGGGAGUCUUGGAACCGCAGCGACCGCGAACGCGACAGAGGCGACGGCGGCAGCGACAGCCGCUGGCGCCCGACGCCGAGUGGGCGCGGCGCGGGCGGCGACCGGGACGACAGCCGGAGGUCCCAGGAGCCUCGAGGCGGCAGGGGCGGCGACAGAGGCGCCAGCAGCCGAGACGACGAUGGCCGCGGAAGCAGAUAUGCAGAUGAGCACGGUCGCCGCGGGUCACGCAGAGGCACGACGACGGAUCGCGCAAGUCGCGACAGAGAAACAACGCAGGGCGGCGCGUGGGCGCGGCAGCCGCUUUACCUCAGUGCGCUUCUGCAAGAGCGAAAGCCUCACCUGCGCAUUCCGUCUAUGGGCGGCAAAGGUGCGCCGGCGCCGACCCUCGCGGGCGUCCCACCAAGCAGUCCGCCGCCGGCGAGCACAGGCUUCGGAGGCGCCAGGACCCCCGAGGGCCCGCAGGCAGCGGCAGACCGACCGCCCGCGAGCCAGCCUCUCGCGCCGCAACUCCCUCCUGCGACGGCCGGCGCCUCGGUGCUGGGUAGCGCCUGGGAGUGGACCCUGGGGCGGAACGACAAACGAAGAGUUCAAGUUCGCGCAUCUCUCUGCCGCGGAGAAGUCCCCGCUUCUCUAGUGCACCUCUCGGGCUUGUUGAACGUGAGUCACCGCAGCAAGUGGGAAGAAGUGGCGGCCAAGACCAUCCACGCGGUUGUGACUCUCGAAGCUGCGCACCCUGACCAGCAGGUCGCUCUCGACGAAUACAUCAGUUACUUCACCUCCAAGGAACGCGCUGGCGUCGCCAACGCGAGCACGCACUACGUUUACCUCGUGCCGCCCAGCUGCAGUCUCUUCGCGCGCUACAAAUGCGUCCUGCCCGCUCGCCUGCAGCAGGCCACAAACUUCCUUCUCGGGCUCGUCGGGCCGCAGUACAGUUCGGCAGCCCCCAGCGCGCCGGCGGUCGCGGAGGGCGCGCAGCCCGCGCCUGCUGCGGCCGCGCCGCAGCCGCCGCAUGCGGCUCAGCAUGCCUUCUCAGAGUUCCAGGGCGGCGUGGCGUAUGCGCCAGCAGCGAGCUCGGCCAACGCGCAGUCAGCGAGCUUGAUGGGUUUGCCGCCGUCGCACCAGCUGCCUGUCCACCCCGCCCCCAGCGCGGCAGCGGCCCUUCCCACGACGACCCCAGCUCUUGACGCUUCCUUCGCCGCGCCUCAGCAGCCAGCGCCAGCUCCCGCUGCGGCCGCUUCAGGAGCGGGCGGCGUGCCUCUCGCUGGCCUAGGUCAGGGGGCGACCGCGAACUGGAUGCAGCAGCUGAGCACCAUGGCGGCCUUCCUGGGGGGAAAGAAGUAG
Messenger RNA from Besnoitia besnoiti, 2127 nucleotides. RefSeq names its product SPOC domain-containing protein. The record is from RefSeq and is a predicted model, not a curated record. Gene Ontology annotation, biological process: mRNA splicing, via spliceosome. The transcript is spliced from 7 exons. Gene Ontology annotation, cellular component: nuclear speck. The coding region runs from base 1 to 2127 and encodes 708 amino acids. Lineage: Eukaryota; Apicomplexa; Conoidasida; Eucoccidiorida; Sarcocystidae. Gene Ontology annotation, molecular function: RNA binding.